Messenger RNA from Diospyros lotus (date-plum), 2079 nucleotides. RefSeq names its product protein NRT1/ PTR FAMILY 2.7-like. Gene Ontology annotation, biological process: oligopeptide transport; transmembrane transport. The transcript has 4 exons. Gene Ontology annotation, cellular component: plasma membrane. The coding region runs from base 164 to 1879 and encodes 571 amino acids. The record is from RefSeq and is a predicted model, not a curated record. Lineage: Eukaryota; Viridiplantae; Streptophyta; Magnoliopsida; Ericales; Ebenaceae. Gene Ontology annotation, molecular function: transmembrane transporter activity.
CCAUAUUUUCCAGAGUCAAUUAUGCUAGCCAGCAGGCUAAUCAUCAGUUGCCCUCCAGGUCCAGGGGGCUACAAAUAGAUUACAAAAACCAACUCUAGCUCUUCACCACGUAGCCACCCCUGAAGAAGCAGGCUUACCCAGCAGCCACCUUGCCAAACCCAACAUGGAAGAUUCUGUCCCCGCCGCCGGAGAACACCAGCUGUCCUUUUCAGGCAAGAAGCCCGGCGGCUGGAUCACAUUUCCCUUCAUCACAGCGACAAUGGCGUGCCUGACGUUGGCAGCCGGAGGCUGGAUAAACAACCUCCUCGUCUAUAUGAACGCGGAGUUCAACGUUCCGAGCAUCGAUUCAGCCCAAAUCUGGAACGUCGUUAAUGGCUGCACCACCAUGUUUCCCGUCGUCGGAGCUAUCAUCGCCGACUCCUACCUUGGCUGCUUCUCCGUCAUCUGGAUAUCUUCCCUCAUCUCUUUGCUCGGGAUAGUCCUCUUGAUGUUAACUGCAACAGUCGACUCACUGAGGCCUCCGCCAUGCGAAAGCUCAACAAGCUCAUGCGCCGCGCCGUCGAAAGCUCAAUAUGCAGUUCUGUACACAGCUCUGGCUCUGGCGAUCGUCGGGGUGAGCGGCACCCGCUAUACGAUCGGGACGAUGGGGGCCGACCAGUUCGACCAGCCGAAGCACCACGGAACCUUCUGGAACUGGUUCAUCUUCACCUUGUACACUUCGUCUGCAAUAAGCAGCACCCUCAUCGUCUACGUUGAAGAUAACGUGAGCUGGGGACUAGGAUUUGGCCUCUGUGCUGUUGCCAACGUUGUUGGUUUAGCGGUUUUUGUGCUUGGAAGACGAUUCUAUCGCCAUGUGAAGCCCCAGGGGAGUCCGUUCUUGGGCUUAGCUCGCGUCGUCGUUGCUGCUGUGAGGAAACGGAAGGUGGCGCCGGCGGUGGUUAUUAGUGAAGAAUCUGAAGAUUAUUAUUAUUACCAGAAGCCGGAAAGUGGGGCGACGAAGGCGGUGGCUGCCACUGAUCCUACCAAAGCUUUCCGGUUCCUGAACCGAGCAGCUGUGAAAACCGAAGGAGACACCAAUCCAGACGGUUCAGUAGCAAAGCCAUGGAAGCUCUGCACAGUCCAGCAAGUAGAAGAUCUCAAAACCCUCAUCAGAAUCUUCCCCCUUUGGUCUUCUGGAAUCUUCCUUAGCCUUCCACUCGCCGCCCAGAUCAGCCUCGCCACUCUCCAGGCCCUCUCCAUGGACCGCCGCGUCGUCGGCCAUUUCAAACUCCCCGCCGGCUCCAUGGUCGUCUUCACCCGCCUCUCCACUUCCAUCUCCAUCGCCAUCAUCGACCGCUUCUUAUCCCCCUUCUGGAAUAAGCUAACUCGCAGGCCAUUAACCCCUCUCCAGAGAGUUGGAACCGGACACGUGAUCACUUUUCUAAGCAUGGUAGUUUCCGCCGUCGUGGAAGCAAAACGGCUGAAGGAAGUCCGAUCCCACGACCUUCAAGGCCAAACCGGCGCCAUCGUGCCUUUGUCGGUGCUGUGGCUGGUGCCGCAGCUGGCUCUCGCCGGCAUCUCGGAAGGAUUCCACUUUCCCGGAAACGUGGCGUUCUAUUACCAGGAAUUUCCCGCGUCGCUCAAGAGCACGUCGACGGCGAUGGUGACGUUGUUCGUGGGAAUCUCGUUUUAUCUGAGCUCCGCCGUGGUGGGGAUUGUUCGGAAGACGACGGGGUGGCUGCCGGACAACGUGAACGACGGGAGGAUGGAUAAUGUAUACUGGGUUUUCAGCUUGGUUUGCGGCUUGAACUUUGGGUACUAUGUGGUUUGCGCUUGGCUGUACAAAUAUCAAGUCGUUGGCGAUGAAGAUCAUCUUGGCAAAGAAGAUGACAGGCUUUAGCUAGUCUGAGAUAGGAAUGAUAAUAAUUAAUUAAAGGGGCCUCCUCAAGCUUAAGUUUAAAGUUUAGGGAGGUGCGAUAUAUAAAUAAGCAUGCAAUUAAACUUCUCUUCAAAUUACUUUACCCACCACCUGCCCAUUCAGAUCAUGGUUUUUAAUUUUAACAAUUAAUAAAUUAAACAUACUUUGCUAAUACAUAUUAG